This is a messenger RNA of Indicator indicator, 1627 nucleotides long. RefSeq names its product damage specific DNA binding protein 2 (gene DDB2). Bases 13 to 1560 code for a protein of 515 amino acids. The record is from RefSeq and is a predicted model, not a curated record. The transcript is spliced from 10 exons. NCBI's taxonomy places the organism in Eukaryota, Metazoa, Chordata, Aves, Piciformes, Indicatoridae. Gene Ontology annotation, biological process: response to UV; DNA repair. Gene Ontology annotation, cellular component: Cul4-RING E3 ubiquitin ligase complex; nucleus. Gene Ontology annotation, molecular function: damaged DNA binding; protein binding.
UGGGCAGACAGAAUGGCUCCAGUGAACCAGCCAAAGGACAAAAAGCAUGACAAGGCGCUUGAGCACUGGACGGAAGAAGCAAAAUCAUCUGGGAAGAGGAAAUUGGACUACGAGGAACUAGGAAAUGAGCCACAAGCAAAAAGAUUGAUUGUGAGAAAAACAUCCAAACCCCCAGAGAAAAUGGGUUGGAGUGGAGGUAGGUCCAUGAUGAAAAACAACAGAGUCCUUUUCCAUCAGCUGGGGCGGCAGUGCAGCAUUGUUCAUUAUCUCUACCAGAACAUGCUGGGAGGUUCCAUUCGGGCACAGCUCAGGCAGUGUCUGCAGCUGCCCUUUCUGCGUUCUCUAGCCUCAUACCGCCUGUUUCGAACAGCAAGUCCCUUUGACAGGAGAGUGACAUGUCUGGAAUGGCAUCCAACACACCCCAGUACUGUAGCGGUUGGUUCCAAAGGUGGAGACAUCAUCCUCUGGGAUUAUGAAGUACUUACUAAAACCUGCUUCAUAAAAGGGAAAGGGCCAGGAGAUUCUCUCGGAGACAUCAAGUUCAGUCCCUAUGAGGCUGUGAAGCUUUAUGUGGCAUCAGGGGAUGGCACCCUAAGUCUGCAGGACCUUGAGGGCAGAGCAGUGCAGGUCAUCUCCCGUGUCUCGGACUGUGGCCAUGAGUACCAUAAUGUUUGUUGCUGGUACUGCAGUGUUGAUGUUUCUGCAAACUGCCGUGCAGUGGUGACAGGAGAUAAUGUGGGCAACGUGGUCCUGCUCAGCACUUCUGGUGAAGAGAUAUGGAAGCUGAAAUUGCACAGAAAGAAAGUGACUCAUGUGGAGUUUAACUCCCGAUGUGAGUGGCUGUUGGCCACUGCAUCUGUGGAUCAGACAGUGAAAAUCUGGGACCUCAGAAACAUUAAAAAUAAAACAAAUUUUCUUCAUCUGCUUCCUCAUGACAAACCUGUCAAUGCAGCUUACUUCAGCCCAACAGAUGGUGCCAAGCUCCUGAGCACAGACCAGCGCAAUGAAAUUAGGGUUUACUCAUCUUCAGAUUGGACCAAGCCACAGCAUCUGAUCCCACAUCCACAUCGACAGUUUCAGCACCUCACGCCCAUUAAGGCAACAUGGCAUCCUCGCUAUGACCUCAUUGUAGCAGGUCGCUACCCAGACCCUAAGUUCCCAGGGUAUACGGUGAAUGAGCUACGGACUGUGGAUGUAUUUGAUGGAAACACUGGGGAGAUGGUUUGUCAACUCCAUGAUCCAAACGCUUCUGGUAUCAUCUCGCUCAACAAAUUUAACCCUAUGGGAGACACACUGGCUUCUGGCAUGGGCUUUAAUAUUCUGAUCUGGAGCCGGGAGGAGAUGGUGGCCAAGAAACAAGAACAUCUUUUGAAAGCCAUGACAGAACAGGGUAUUGGAAGCUGGAGUUUGUCCAGACACAGAGGGCAAAGGCAAGCAAACCCUGGGACAAGUAAACUCAAAGCUAACUUACUGUCUUGGGAGCUGGAGGAGACGAGAACAAAAAGCAAUGAUUCUAAAUCACAGGGAAAGAAGCGAAAAGGGAAGGAUCUAGAGAACUGAUUUAGUAUUUUGAUCCUUUCUAGAUCACAGGGUACGAAUUCCAUGUUGGCAAGGAGCAGUAUAAGCU